Molecule: messenger RNA, 726 nt
Organism: Helianthus annuus (common sunflower)
Lineage: Eukaryota; Viridiplantae; Streptophyta; Magnoliopsida; Asterales; Asteraceae
Exons: 1
Coding region: 1-726 (241 amino acids)
Source: RefSeq, a predicted model, not a curated record
AUGAAGGUUUUGGAAGGAGGUCCUUGGUUGAUAAGAAAAGUCCCGAUUUUUCUGAGUGUAUGGUCACCAAAGGUUAGCUUGAAAAAGGAUGGUGUGAAAGCUAUUCCACUAUGGGUUAAAUUGCAUAAUGUGCCGAUCUCGGUGUACACGGAUGACGGACUAAGUUUGUUGGCUUCCAAAUUGGGCAUCCCGAAAAGGCUUGACUCAUAUACAGCUGAUAUGUGUGUAGAAAAUUGGGGCAGGAGCAGCUAUGCUCGUGCAAUGAUUGAGGUGAAUGCGGGUGAUGAGCUUAAGGACCACAUUACAAUAGCUAUUCCUAAGAUGGAUGAGGAGGGAUACAUUAUGGAACGAGUUAAAGUUGAGUAUGAGUGGAAGCCGUUACACUGCCCCACAUGUUGUUUAUUUGGCCAUGACCAUUCUUCGUGUAGCAAAGUUAUCAAGGACAAGGCAAAGCAGGUUGUGGUAGAUGAGGAAGGGUUCGUAACUGACCGACGACGAAUGGCUAAACAAGGUUUCCCACAAAAGAAGCAAAAAACUAAAUUUAUAUAUAAACCAAAGGGUAACAAAGAUGCUCCCAGUACAUCUGGAACAAAGACGGAUGGCUGCCCUAAUUCCGGACAUCCAACUGUUAAAGUGUCUAACCUGUUUCAGGUCCUAGAUAGCGAUAAGGAUGAUGAAAAUCCAGGUGCUGGUAAUGGUUCGGCUGAAGUAGAUGGUGGCACUUAG